Rhopilema esculentum is the source of this 3443-nucleotide messenger RNA. RefSeq lists its product as uncharacterized. Gene Ontology annotation, biological process: proteolysis. Lineage: Eukaryota; Metazoa; Cnidaria; Scyphozoa; Rhizostomeae; Rhizostomatidae. Gene Ontology annotation, molecular function: protein binding; serine-type endopeptidase activity. The record is from RefSeq and is a predicted model, not a curated record.
CCUCCCAUUCUUGAUUAAUUCAACCGAGAAAGAGGCUGUUGUAAAAUAUAUCAAAGAAUUCUACUGAGAAUCCUUGCCAGCUUUGUGAAAACGGAAAUUAGGCAGAGGAUGGCUGAAACUGACGCAAAGAAUGGCACAAGAACCAGUGACCAGGUACUGCAGUCUGUUGUAAAGCUAUUUGUUCAAUAUGCAAGUCCAAAUUAUUGUAUGCCUUGGCAAAUGAAAAGACAACAACAGAGUUUUGGAUCAGGGUUUGUCAUCAAGGGAAGGAGGAUCCUAACAAAUGCACAUGUUGUUAAAUACCACAAAUCUAUAAGAGUGAGGAAACACGGAGAUGCGAAGAAAUACCAAGCCUACAUUGUUCAUAUUGCCCAUGACUGUGACGUUGCAAUGGUUGGUGUUGACGACGAAAAGUUUUGGGAAGAUGUAAAACAUUUGGAGUUCGGAAAUGUACCAAAAUUGGAAGAAGAUGUUGCUGUUGUUGGGUUUCCCACUGGCGGGGACAAUAUCAGUAUCACGAGAGGAGUUGUUUCCAGGGUCGACAUACGCAGAUAUUCGCAUUCUGGGCAAGAUUUACUGGCAAUACAGAUUGAUGCUGCUAUAAAUUCAGGCAACAGUGGUGGUCCUGCAUUGCAGCAUGGGAGUGUUGUUGGCAUCGCAUUUCAAGCAAUGUGUACGGCUGAAAACAUCGGCUACAUCAUCCCAAUUCCGGUGAUAACCCACUUUCUUGAUGAUGUUGAAACCCGUAAUUAUUUCUCGGGGUUUUGUGAUCUCGGAGUGAGGUGGCAGGCGAUCGAGGCUGAGCAGAUGCGGAGCUAUUUCAAACUGUCUGCUGACGAUACUGGGGUUCUCAUUGCUAAAGUAUUUAAACUUUCUUGUAGUCACAGCCGUUUGAAAAAGGGAGACGUCUUGAUGUUUUUAGACGGGUAUCCAAUCGCUGAUAAUGGAAGUGUGCUUUUCCGUGGGGAUGAGCGCAUUUAUUGGACCUAUUUGCUGCAUUCAAAAUUUCCUGGUCAAACAAUACAUGCAUCGAUAUUACGAGCUGGUGAAAAAUUGGAUGUCGAAAUAAGAUUAGCCGUAUAUAAACCUCUUGUGCCUAGGCAAUUAUACGAUCGAACGCCAAGUUACGUAGUAUAUUGUGGCCUAGUCUUUGUGACUCUAUCGCAACCAUAUUUACACCACCAAUUUGGGAAAGACUGGAUGACCAAAUCUCCCGUGAGGCUUUGCGAGCUUGUGCGUAGCCAUGCUGAAAGGGCGGAGCAAGAAGUGGUUUUAUUAAGUCAGGUUCUGGCAUCUGAAUUAACAGCAGGGUAUGAAGGAUUUUCAAAUUUGCAGUUAUUCAGAGUAAAUGGAGUUCCCGUGUUGAAUCUUCGCCAUCUUUGCUACCUGUUAGACAGAUACACACAUCCCCAUUUAGGCAACGAGGUUCAAAUGGAGACAGAGACAAGUGAUAUUCAAGAAGACAAAGCCAGCCUCCACAUCGGAACGGAAUGCAACCCUGAUUUUAAUAUAGGUCCCAAAACAAAGAAACCACGCUCUGGCGGUAUCAUGGCAUGUCUGCCCUCUGAAACAGACGAUGUUGAUAAAAUAACAAGUUUUGGGGACAUUGAGAACGAUAACAAAAGUGAAACGUCACCUAUACUAAAUAACAACGAAAGAAAAAGUGAAUAUAGUGAUGUUUUAGAUGGUUAUGAUCAUGCAGAUCGUGCACUUUUUGAGGAAUUCACCAGAGAAAGUGCAAAUUUGUACACGCAGGUAAAGGAAGAAUCUUUGCUUCUGGACUGCGAAAAUUUUAUCAAUUUUGAACUUGACCAGGAUAAGAUCAUUGUUUUGAAAAUAACAGAAGCAAAGAUAAAGUCAAACGACAUUUUACGACAGCAUGCAAUCACCAACCCUAGAUCAGUGGAUCUUCCAGGCUGUCGUUUCUGAGGAUUGAAUCAACAUAAUUAGAAACAUCAGAAAUUAUCACCAAUUAGCAUCAAUUAUCAUCAAUUAUCAUCAUUACCAUUAUCAACCAAUCAUUGUGAUCAUCACACCACCACCAUUGUCAUAUUCAAAGUCAUUGUUGUUAUCAUUGCUGUAGAAUACUUCUUGUCUUUUUUGUUAGAAUUUUAAUUAUAGUGGAAAAAAAUACUAGCAUAUAUAGACUUCUGUUAAAAUAAAAAUUUUCAUAGUUUUUUUAAGAUUAUUAUGAAUUUCAAUGUUUGUGAUAUGAUAGUAGUUAAUACCAGUGGCAUUUGCUAUCUAAGACAUCUUUCUGGCUGUCAAAGCUCCAAUAACUUUUUUGUCUUACUGACAACGUGAAUAUGUUUACGCCUGCGUGUAGGCAGGACACCAGUGAAAACGCAACUCAACUCAUAAGCGAAAAGAUUCUCAAACAGUAAACCCGGCAAGUCCGGUAAGAUUUUAAUUGCUUCGGUGCAGUACUCCGAUUAAAAUCAAAUCACCUGAUUGUGUUUCUUACUUUCGGCAUUUUUAAGAGGACACGUUUCAAAGAUGGUUCACGUGUGAUAUUUCGUUCUGGACCGUUUCAAAGAGUGACUGUACCCUUGUAAUGCAAAAAUGGCGCAGAUUAGCAUAUUUGAUUAAUUCAUAUAGAUGUGGCUUGUAACUGCUUUAAAAUUUGCCCCACUGUAAUAAACAUUUUAGCGAAAAAAUUCGUAAGAGAAUUUAAUUCCAUUUUAAAGAGUUUUAUCUUGAAAAUGCAAAAGAAUCCACAUAUUGGGAAAUGUUUCAUGACCCAUUCCAUCUACAAAUUGGCUUGUGCAGAGGCCUACGACACUGUGAAUUUUGUAAUGUUUAUUGGACACUGAUCACUCAAAGGUUCUACCUUACUUAUUUGCUAAAGCGAUCACAUGUUAUAAAGGCCGAAGACAUCUGUAAAGCCCAUACCGAGAAAGAAAUAAUAAGUCCAAAUCGAUGCGUUGUAUAGCAUCUCCUGUGACUUUUUAAAAUGCUUGGUGAAAUCUACUGUAAAUUGAUGUUACCACUAGGUGUCUUACGUCACUUUUAUGUGCAAAUGUCGAUAGUUUAUGAAAAUAUAUUGUCAAUGAAUUGGCUUUCGUUAGGUAAAUGCUAUUCCAUGAAAUAACAAUAAAACUGAUUAAUACUCACUGUUUUGGAAACUAAUUGUAACAAUCAACAUGUUUAUACCUUAGAUCUGAAAACUUUGGAGGGAGUUCUGACUUUAAAGAGAAAUCCGCCUUUUUCAAUAUCUGUUUUGAUUUUCUGGUUACCUUAUCUGUUGAAAAGGAUCUUUCAAUAAUUUUUUAAAAACAUCUCAUAAUUGAUUUUUAAUGGUCAAAAGGCUCCACUUCACCCUGAGAUUUAUUACCAGAUUUUUCACCUCUUUAAAUAUCUAUAUAAACCAUCUGACGAGGAAGUCGAAUGCAGUUACAAGGUGAUGAAGAUUUCCUACAAUUUCCUAGACUAGGAAAAUCAAC